GGCGCUCCUCCACGACAUCCCGCGCUGACGUCACACGGCGGCGCGGGCGGUGCUGUCAAGCAUGGCGGCGGCGGCGGCGGGUUGGGAGGGUGGCGUGACUCGGGCCCAUCCGCCGCCAUCCGCCGCCAUCCGCCGCCAUCCGCCGCCGGAGCCGCCCCGACGGACCGGGACAGGAGCGGGGACUCCCCGGGACAGCGCGGGACGGGGCGAUGGUCCCUCAGCGGCCCCCGCCGUGAGGUGCCGUGGUGCAUGCCGGGAUGGGUAGUUCCGCACAGGCCGCGUGUGGCCGCCCCGUGGAAACCGGGGCUCACCGGGGUUACAGGUUCUCACGCCGACAACGGGUUUAAGAAACUGCGGUGGGUGUAAGAAGCUGCUGGAAAUGAGGAGUUACAGGUUCUCACCCGGGCUAUGGGUUUAGGAAACUGCGGUGGGUGUAAGAAGCUGCUGGAAAUGAGGAGGUGAAGAUCUGGUAGAUCGUCCGUUUUUGGAAGAACUGGAUGGCAGCUCCCAAAGAAGCUCGCCACGCUCCUUGCUUGCGUGCUGGACGCCGGCACUGGGUCCCCAGUCCAACACUCCUCACUUGGCUUGUCCUUCCGAGAGCUCCCAGUUACACCAGCCUUUUAACUGGGGAUACUGGGAUGACAACGGGUGAUGCCACCAUCUCAAUAAAUACCUGAUUUCCCACUGGGUUUUUGGUACAGUGACAAAUCUGGGGACACCAUGGUGCUCCUGCAGAGUGCAGCAGCCCCAUGGCACCUACCCCACACGUCCCACCACGCCGGUGCUGGUCAAUGUCAACCCUUGGGGUGGACGGCCACAAAUUGGGCUGUCUCCAGCCCCGGAGGAGGUGACGAUGACAAUGACAGAGCGGGUGUUCCCUGUCCCCCUGCGCCUGCGCGGUGGGCUCGGUGGGUCGUUGGCGGCGCAGGAAACCGCCAGCGCAGCCCAGGGGGGAAGUGGGUGCCAGCGGGCGCGGCAUGGCGGAGCUGGAGGGUCCCGAAUUCGGCAAAGCCGACUUUGUCCUGCUGGACGAGGUGACCAUGGAGCAGUUCCUGGAGAACCUGCGCCUGCGGUUCUCGCAGGGUCGCAUCUACACGUACAUCGGGGAGGUGGUGGUGGCGGUGAACCCGUACCGGGCGCUGGCGCUGUAUGGCGCACCGAUGGUGGAGCGCUACCGCGGCCGCGAGCUCUACGAGCGCCCGCCGCACCUCUUCGCUCUGGCCGACGCCGCCUACAAGGCCAUGAAGCGCCGCGCCAAGGACACCUGCAUCGUCAUCUCGGGCGAGAGUGGGGCGGGCAAGACAGAGGCCAGCAAGUACAUCAUGCAGUACAUCGCCGCCAUCACCAACCCCAGCCAGCGCGCCGAGGUGGAGAGGGUGAAGAACGUGCUGCUCAAGUCCAACUGCGUCCUGGAGGCCUUCGGCAACGCCAAAACCAACCGCAACGACAACUCCAGCCGCUUCGGCAAGUACAUGGACAUCAACUUUGACUUCAAGGGCGACCCCACCGGCGGGCACAUCCACAACUACCUCCUGGAGAAGUCCCGGAUCCUCCAGCAGCAACCGGGAGAGAGGAACUUCCAUGCCUUCUACCAGCUGCUGCUGGGUGCCCCCCAGGCGCUGCUGAGCUCGCUGCACCUCUGCCGGGACCCCCGCACCUACCGCUACACCCGGGAGGGAGCCCCUGCCUGCGAGGAGGACGCGGGCGGGUACCGCGCGGUGGAGGAGGCACUGGGCAUCAUCGGCUUCUCCCCUGAGGAGGUGGGGACCCUGUGGCGGGUCCUGGCGGCCAUUCUGCUCCUGGGCAACAUCCAGUUCACGGUGGAGGGUGAGGUGACCACGGCAGAGGACACGGCCGUGGUGGAGGACAUGGCGGCGGUGACGGCGCUGGCGGAGCUGACGGCCACAGCCCCCGGGUGCCUGCACCAGGCGCUGCUCACCCGCACCGUGGCGGCCGGCGGUGGCGAGCUGAUCGAGAAGGGCCACAGCCCCCGGGAAGCCGCCUAUGCCCGGGAUGCCUGCGCCAAGGCCAUCUACGAGCGGCUCUUCUGCUGGAUUGUGGGACGCAUCAACGCCAGCAUUGCCGCCCGUGGCUAUGACGCUCGUCUGCAUGGCAAGAGCACCGUCAUCGGCGUCCUUGAUAUCUACGGCUUUGAGAUCUUCGACACCAACAGCUUCGAGCAGUUCUGCAUCAACUACUGCAACGAGAAGCUGCAGCAGCUCUUCAUCGAACUGGUGCUGCGGCAGGAGCAGGAGGAGUAUCAGCGGGAGGGCAUCACCUGGCAGAGCAUUGAAUACUUCAGCAACGAGCCCAUCGUGGCACUGGUGGAGCAGCCGCACCGCGGGGUGCUGGCGCUGCUGGACGAGGCGUGCCUGGCCGCGGGGACCGUCACCGACCCGCUUUUCCUGGCCUCCAUGGAUGCCCGCCUGGGCCACCACCCCCACUACACCAGCCGCAAGCUCUGCCCCACGGACAAGACCAUGGAGUUCGACCGGGAUUUCCGCAUCAAGCACUACGCUGGAGAUGUCACGUACUCAGUGGAGGGUUUCCUGGACAAGAACAAGGACACACUCUUCCAGGACUUCAAACGGCUCUUCUACAACAGCACGGACCCGGUGCUACGUGCCAUGUGGCCCGAUGGCGAGCAGAGCAUCACCGAGGUCACCAAGCGCCCGCUGACUGCCGGGACACUCUUCAAGAACUCCAUGGUGGCCCUGGUGGAGAACCUCGCCUCCAAGGAGCCCUACUACGUGCGCUGCAUCAAACCCAACGACCACAAGUCCCCAACGCUCUUCGACGCUGAGCGCUGUCGGCACCAGGUCUCCUACCUGGGGCUACUGGAGAACGUCCGUGUGCGCCGCGCCGGCUUUGCCUACCGCCAGCCCUACCACCGCUUCCUCCUGCGGUACAAGAUGACCUGCGAGUACACGUGGCCCAACCACCUGAUGGCCAGUGACCGAGAGGCCACGCAAGCCCUCCUGGAGCAGCACGGCUUCCAGGACGACGUGGCGUAUGGUCACACCAAGGUCUUCAUCCGCACACCCCGCACCCUCGUCUGCCUCGAGCAGGCGCGGGCGCAGCUCAUCCCCAUCAUCGUCCUGCUGCUGCAGAAGGCCUGGCGCGGCGCCCUGGCACGCCGGCGCUGCCGGCACCUGCGCGCUGCCUACGCCAUCAUGGCGUUCUACAAGCGGCAGAAGGUGAGGGCGUACCUGCGGGAGCUGCUGCGGCGCUUCCAGGCUGUCCGCACCCUCCCUGAUUUCGGCAAGAGCGUGGAGUGGCCGGAGCCGCCGGCGGUGCUGGCGCGGUUCCAGGAGGCCAGCCAGCGCCUCUUCCGCAGGUGGCGGGCGCGCCAGAUCGUGAAGAACAUCCCCCCAUCAGCCAUGGGGCAGCUCCGCGCCAAGGUGGCCGCCAUGGAGGCACUGGGGGGGCUGCGGCGGGACUGGGGCUGCCAGCGCAGCUGGGCACAGGACUACCUCUCCUCGCCCAGCGAGAACCCAGGGCAGGCACUGGUCUUUGCCCGCCGUGUCCAGAGCCUCAAGGACAAGGUGCAUUUCAGCUCCGUCCUCUUCUCCUGCCACGUCCGUAAGAUCAACCGCUUCGGGAAGAGCCGGGACCGGGCCAUCCUGGUGACGGACCAGCACCUCUACAAGCUGGACCCGCGGCAGCAGUAUCGGGUGAUGCGGGCGCUGCCCCUCAGCUCUGUGACAGGGCUGAGCGUGACGAGCUGCGGGGCGCAGCUGGUGGUGUUCCACACGCGCGGGCAGGAGGAGCUGGCCGUGUGCCUGCACCGCACGCAGCCGCCGGGGGACAACCGCGUGGGCGAGCUGGUGGGCGUCCUGUUGGAGCACUGCCGAGCGACCAAGCGGGAGCUGCAGGUCCGGGUGUCUGACCGCGUCCAGCUGAGCCUGGGCAGGCGCCGGCGGCUGCUGACGGUGGAGACGCGCCUGGAUGUGCCCACCCCUGAUUUUGGGAAAAGCCGCGACGGCUUCGUGCUUUACUGGCCUGGGAAAUGAGGGAGGGGACAGCUCCGUCACCCACCCCCAGCCGCGUCCUGCCCCCACCCUGCCCCGCUCACUGAGGACCCCGUGACCCUCAACCGUGCGUCCCCAUGGACUCCCCAGAACGAUGCCGAAGCUUCUGUGUGUGUUGGGAAUAAAGAGCUGGAUGGGACCCUCGCAGCUCGUGACCCUCGUGUCCCCCAGCUGCCCCAGGAUGGGCUGGGGUCCCUAAAAA
Molecule: messenger RNA, 4233 nt
Organism: Columba livia (rock pigeon)
Lineage: Eukaryota; Metazoa; Chordata; Aves; Columbiformes; Columbidae
Gene: MYO1G
Product: myosin IG
Exons: 26
Coding region: 978-4013 (1011 amino acids)
Biological process (GO): actin filament organization; vesicle transport along actin filament
Cellular component (GO): actin cytoskeleton; microvillus; plasma membrane
Molecular function (GO): microfilament motor activity; actin filament binding; ATP binding
Source: RefSeq, a predicted model, not a curated record